UUAUCUGGACCCACACAAAUUAUUCAUCUAUAAAUAUCCGCCCUACUAGCAAAUAAAUAUUCUUUUAUUUUCCGUUUCAAUCGUUUCCUUUUUCCUUUCCAUUCGCUCGAUUAUUCUGCUGCAUUUCCGCGUUUCGUUUCUACAGUUUCCAAGUCAAUCCAAUCAGAAGGUAGAUAGGCGUUUUAAUGGCGUCGAAAAGGAUACUGAAGGAGCUCAAGGAUUUGCAGAAGGAUCCUCCGACGUCGUGCAGUGCAGGUCCUGUAGCAGAAGAUAUGUUCCAUUGGCAAGCCACAAUUAUGGGGCCUUCUGACAGCCCCUACUCCGGUGGUGUCUUUUUAGUUUCAAUUCAUUUCCCUCCAGAUUAUCCUUUCAAACCUCCCAAGGUUGCGUUUAGGACAAAGGUUUUCCAUCCUAACAUCAAUAGCAAUGGAAGCAUUUGCCUUGAUAUUCUGAAAGAGCAGUGGAGUCCAGCAUUGACUAUAUCUAAGGUGCUGCUGUCAAUCUGCUCAUUGUUGACGGAUCCAAACCCUGACGACCCUCUGGUGCCAGAGAUUGCUCACAUGUACAAGUCUGAUCGUGCCAAAUACGAAGGCACUGCCCGUAGCUGGACUCAGAAGUAUGCCAUGGGAUGAUGAACCCCAAUCACUACCCCCCGUAUCACAACUUUGCAAUUCUAGUGUUUUUCUUUUUUCCGUUUAUGCGUGUUGAAAUUUUUAAAAAAGUAAUGGGGUAAGGUUCUUUUCGUAUUCUUUUCUCAUAUUGGAAUGAAGUGAUCAAGGAAGUUCCGAAUAUCUCAAUUUGUGAAUAUGGUAACACCACUUGCUGACUGAUUCUUAGGAUCGGUAAAAAACUGUAAUGUAAUAUGUACGUCGAUGUUUUUUCAGGUAUAUCUUGUUGAGACCCUUAAAUGCUUAUCGUAAAUCAUCCUUUAAGGCUU
Molecule: messenger RNA, 937 nt
Organism: Erythranthe guttata (spotted monkey flower)
Lineage: Eukaryota; Viridiplantae; Streptophyta; Magnoliopsida; Lamiales; Phrymaceae
Product: ubiquitin-conjugating enzyme E2 28
Source: RefSeq, a predicted model, not a curated record